Molecule: messenger RNA, 922 nt
Organism: Tupaia belangeri chinensis (Chinese tree shrew)
Lineage: Eukaryota; Metazoa; Chordata; Mammalia; Scandentia; Tupaiidae
Gene: COMMD6
Product: COMM domain containing 6
Exons: 4
Coding region: 100-357 (85 amino acids)
Molecular function (GO): NF-kappaB binding
Source: RefSeq, a predicted model, not a curated record
UCGCUGCGUGCGCCGGACCGCAGAGGGAGGAAGAGAAAGCGGAAGGGUGGACCCGGGGAGGGUCCGCUGGGCUCUGCAGAACGAACUGUAGCGCCCGCCAUGGAGGGGUCGGGGGAGCCCCCGCUGGAUGCCAAAUCCAAGGUCACCAACCAGCUCAUAGAUUUUCAGUGGAAACUGGGGAUGGCUGUGAGCUCCGACAGUUGCAGAUCCCUUAAAUAUCCGUAUGUGGCGGUGAUGCUAAAAGUGGCGGAUCAUUCAGGGCAAGUAAAGAACAAGUGCUUUGAAAUGACAAUUCCACAGUUUCAGAAUUUCUACAGACAGUUCAAAGAAAUUGCUGCAGUUAUUGAAACCGUCUGAAAGCUGGUUAUUUGGUUGAGAACUUGCUGUUGUCAUUCUUAACACACGCUUCACUUUCUGCAGUAAUACUGCAUAAGGAUCAAAGGAUAUUUAUUGAAUGAAAUUAUACUGUGGUUUGUCAAUUUUUUGAAAUAAGUCAAACAGGCUGGAAUCAGUGAUGAUUGUGCAACCUUGCGAAGGUGCUACACAUGACUGAAUUGAAUGCUCCAAAUGGUGUGCUUUGUGGUCUGUGAAUUAUAUCUCAGUAAAAAAAAAGUCAAAGGAACAGAAGAAUAUAAAAAAAAAAUCAAAGGAACAGAAAAAAGAACAGAAGGCAACACGAGUUUAUGUAUUAGAACAAUAGUUUUAAAAUGUAUUGGUAUUGGAAGGAUUUUAUGAAAAAAAGGUCUCACAUGGAGUCAUAUAUAUAUCAGAUUUAUGUACUGAUCCUUUGCGGUUCGUAAGCAUGAGUAGGUUUUCACACCAUUAUGUGAGAUUUGCCUCCCUCAAACCUUGUUACAAUAUUGGCACUGUAUCUGUCUGAUGUAAAAAAUAAAUAAAUCAUAAGAUAGAAAUCAGAAAAUUA